This is a messenger RNA of Trypanosoma cruzi, 372 nucleotides long. RefSeq lists its product as uncharacterized. The record is from RefSeq and is a predicted model, not a curated record. Bases 1 to 372 code for a protein of 123 amino acids. The transcript has a single exon. NCBI's taxonomy places the organism in Eukaryota, Euglenozoa, Kinetoplastea, Trypanosomatida, Trypanosomatidae.
AUGAGAGUGUGUGCGCUGGUCGUCCCACGCUUUGUUUUGUUUUGUUUUUUUGUGAGUUUAAUUUUUUUUACUGUUUGCUUUAAAUUUUUUGCCAGUCUUUUUUUGUUAUUAUUUUGUCCGUUUUUUUUUUUAUUACUGACCCCCUCAUCUUUCUUUUUUGCUUUGGGGGCAAUCACUAUGGACGUUUUUCUUUUCUACUCUUCCCUCUUUAAUUGUUUGUUGCUGCACUCUUCCUGCGAGGGGUGCCGUGUGUUCCCGCCCAACUGCUCCACUCGCACACCCACCGACACGCUCAUGACGACGGCCCUGUGCGCCUCGCCUGCUGCACGCAUGAGGAGGGGCCGCGACGAACGGCGCGCUGAGGGGCCGUGA